AUGGGCGGCGCCAAGGUCGGCGUGUGGUGCGCGCAUGGCGAGGGCCAGGCGCUGUUCCCCGACCCUGCUGUGGAGAAGAGGGUGCUCGACAGCGGCCUGGCGCCCAUCCGGUACGUCGACACCUCCGGCUCCGCGACCGAGCGCUACCCCUUCAACCCCAACGGCUCCCCCCACGGCAUCGCCGCCCUCUGCAGCGCCAACGGCCGCCACCUGGCGAUGAUGCCGCACCCAGAGCGAUGCUUCCUCGCCUGGCAGCUGCCGCACAGCCCGCCGGAGGUUGGGCUGGACCCCUACGGCGCCGGCCCCUGGCUGCGUCUCUUCCAGAACGCGCGCGAGUGGGCCGAGGCCAACCCGCGCCCCGCAGACGCGUGA
This is a messenger RNA of Monoraphidium neglectum, 372 nucleotides long. Its product is annotated as phosphoribosylformylglycinamidinesynthase. The transcript has 2 exons. The coding region runs from base 1 to 372 and encodes 123 amino acids. Lineage: Eukaryota; Viridiplantae; Chlorophyta; Chlorophyceae; Sphaeropleales; Selenastraceae. The record is from RefSeq and is a predicted model, not a curated record.